Punica granatum (pomegranate) is the source of this 1157-nucleotide messenger RNA. Lineage: Eukaryota; Viridiplantae; Streptophyta; Magnoliopsida; Myrtales; Lythraceae. The record is from RefSeq and is a predicted model, not a curated record.
GGCAUAAGAAUAUGGUUGUACAAUUGAUAUCAAAAUUUUCUGCCGAUUUACGAACAAACGUAUACAUAAUAUAUCCGCCAUCAUCGGCAAUUUGACAAUAUUACCUUACUUGAAAUAUGUAGUCAUCGCGGCCCUACCCCCGCCGCCCCCCUCCCCCCGCCCCCCUUUCUUUCUUUCCUUCUCUUCUCGACAUUCUUGCACCUGUUCGUCGCGAAUCUCGCUGCGCCUGUAGCCGGCCCCCCCAGCCCUGCAUCAUUCUCUGGUCAGUUCGAGCAGUGGGCGAUCAGAAGAACCCCAAUACUCUUCUUAAGAGGCUCAGUUAGCGAUUUCCCACUUUCAUAUCGAAGUGAAAGGGGAUGAGCAAGAGGAAGAGGCCCGUCUCAACCGGGCCUUCUCAGGAUCUGUCAGAGCACGAGAAGACCGUGUAUGAUCUUAUCAGGAGCAAGAGAGACAUGGGCAUCCGAUCCGUGGACCUGAGACGGGAUACAAAGCUUUUCCCAAACCCAAACGUCGUCGAUAAAGCCCUCAAGGCUCUGCUUGCCAAGAACCUGAUCAAACAGGUGAAGACUGUCCAGUACAGGGGGAGUAAGCACUAUAUGGCGACGGAGUUCGAGCCUUCUGCCGAGGUCACCGGUGGGGCGUGGUACAACGAAGGUGUCCUUGACACUGCCUUCAUAGACCUUCUCAAGGAACGCUGCCUGAUCCACAUUUCGAGCCUAAAGGUCGCAACCGUGGACAUGAUCUCUGAUGCCAUCAAGAGGUCGAAAAUCUUCCAUGCUGAGUGCUCGAGUCAGCAGAUCGGGGAGAUCUUGAGGACUUUGGUCCUGGACAAUGAGAUACUCGAGGUGAAGAGCACGGGACUGGGGGAGUUCACCUGCAUUCCUAUCGGUAGAGUCUGUUUUAAACUAGCCAGGAAACCUGGGAGCGCAAAGGAACCAAAAGCUUAUGCCAUGGCUUCAAUUCCGUGCGGAGUUUGCCCACGCAUCGAGUAUUGUUCGCCUGACGGCAUUAUCAAGCCAUCAACGUGCGAGUACUAUAACAAAUUUUUGGAUUUCUAAGAUAACAGCAAAAUUCUUCUGGGGUAGAUAGUAUGGAGUUAGGAAUUUGUCUCUCUUUCAGCAGAAUACUAUCAAUGAAGCAUAUUCUUUGCUUUGAAA